Messenger RNA from Glycine soja, 1111 nucleotides. RefSeq names its product ethylene-responsive transcription factor 4-like. Gene Ontology annotation, biological process: regulation of DNA-templated transcription. The transcript has a single exon. The record is from RefSeq and is a predicted model, not a curated record. Lineage: Eukaryota; Viridiplantae; Streptophyta; Magnoliopsida; Fabales; Fabaceae. Gene Ontology annotation, molecular function: DNA-binding transcription factor activity; DNA binding. The coding region runs from base 142 to 801 and encodes 219 amino acids.
AAGAAAAAGAAAGCUGCCCAUAUUCCGACAAGUCAAACUUCAUCCUUGACUCUUUCUUUCUUCGAUUCCCAUCUAUAAAAUGCCCACCUGCUCCCUCCCACUCUCACCCCAACCCUCACCCUCUCCGUCUCUGCAAUUACGAUGGCGCCCAGGGACAAGACUAGUGCCGUUAAGCCUAGCGGUAACGCCGGGGUGAAGGACCUGCAUUUUCGUGGAGUCAGGAAGAGACCGUGGGGGAGGUUCGCCGCCGAGAUCAGAGAUCCCGCCAAGAAGACCCGCGUCUGGCUCGGAACCUUCGACACCGCGGAGGAGGCGGCCCGUGCCUACGACGCCGCCGCGCGGGAGUUUCGCGGCCCUAAGGCGAAGACAAACUUCCCUCUCCCUUCGGAAAAUUUUAAGAACGCGAGCCCUAGCCAAAGCAGCACGGUGGAGUCCUCCAGCCGCGACCGCGACGUCGCCGCCGAUUCCUCUCCGCUCGACCUCAACCUCGCCCCCGUCGCCGUCUCCUCCGCUCGAUUCCCCUUCCGGCACCAGUUCCCGGUUUUCCCCGGCGCGGUGCCGGCGGCGAACCAGGUUAUGUACUUCGACGCCGUCCUACGCGCCGGCAUGGCCGGUCCACGUGGCUUCGCGUUUGGCUACAAUCCUCAUCCCGUCGCGGCGAGUGAGUACCACGCGACGACGAGCGACUCGGACUCGUCCUCCGUUAUCGAUCUGAAUCAUAACGAAGGCGUUGUUAAGGGGAACGGUUCUAGAAUGUUCGAUCUCGACCUUAACCAUCCUCCUCCACAUGAGAUCGCUUGAUCCAGAAUCUGACUCAUGCCUUGAGUUUUUCUUUUUCUAAUUUUGUUUUUUAAAGUAGAGAAAGUAGCAGCGUUCGAUAAGGAAGGAAGGGAAGGGAAGGUAAAGAAAUACUAUGUGAAUACGUAGUCGGUAUGAUUGUCUCUAUUUUUUUGCGACAGAGGAACCACCAGUUUCAUGCUGUUGUUUCUUAAAUCACGAAGCGCUCAUCCGGUUUUUCUUUCGUUUUGAUUGAUUAUUUUACUACGGUGUAAUGUUUUUUGGUUGCAGCCAUAAUUUGGUUCAAUGAAAUUAACACGGAAAGUUUGAAUUA